This is a messenger RNA of Leishmania mexicana MHOM/GT/2001/U1103, 2256 nucleotides long. RefSeq lists its product as hypothetical. The coding region runs from base 1 to 2256 and encodes 751 amino acids. The transcript has a single exon. NCBI's taxonomy places the organism in Eukaryota, Euglenozoa, Kinetoplastea, Trypanosomatida, Trypanosomatidae. The record is from RefSeq and is a predicted model, not a curated record.
AUGCGUGACACGGAUAUCACGUUCUGCCUCUUCCCUCUCGGAGUCGGGGACACGGAUGUGACAAUCUACGGCGAAGCCCCUCUCUUGCUCACCGCCAGUGCCUCCAUCAAGGCGAUAGAGGCGAUGUCGAGCCCCCCCGUGAUCGAUGUAGGAGGCGGCACAGCGCUAUGCUGCACCGCCAGAGGCGUGGCAGGCAGAAAAGCGAAACGGAGCGCGCAGCAGAGCCGCAUCACCUUGGCGGCAUCUCCAUCGUCUGGAGCUCCUCAUCAAGACCAGAACGCGGCACCGGUGGAGGCGGUGGUGGACCUCACGGCAGCCGCGGAGUCCUGCUUCUCGGCUACCGCCGCCAACAUGCACUUCAUCGCCGCCAAUCAUCUCAGCCAGCUCCAGCGCGGCGCAGUUCUUGCGCGGUCCUCUGGUACCGCAGGCCUUCUUGAGCCCAGCACUGGCUACGUGGAGUGCUGUGGAGAAAGGCGCUGCUACUACGUGUAUCCGGUCGAGGACCGUCGAUACGCCGCGGCGGUGAUGCUGCCUGCCGUGGUGUGGCGUCGGCUGGGCGGUGGCGGCGACGGUGCUGCUUAUGCCGAGUGGCUCGUGCACACCGCUCUCCGCGGCAGCGUCGUAUCCGCGAACAGAGUUAUUAGCGGUGACUUGACAACAUGCGCUGCGCACCCGCCUCUCCACACACGGCUUUUGGGCAGUCCACAUGACGUGCACCGCAGCAUGGAGGCGCAGGUGCGACUGCUGGCAGACGUUGUUUUGGAUGGCACCGCGCAGCCGCGCGUGUUUGCGGAGCGCCACUUGGCGCUUCGGCGCAUGUGCCGCGAGCAGCCGUCGCCGCUGCGCACGCUCCCACGCCUGUGGCGGCGAAUUGAGGAGCUUUUGCGGGUCGCCACGAGCUCGACGGACGCGGCGUCCCUCCGUGGCGUCAUGCCGACGAUGGGCCUGCCGAGCACGAAUACGCGCUAUGUACUGGCCGCGUCAGCUGUGUGGUACCGCGGCAACCCUCUCUACAACAGUAGCAGCCCCAUUGGCGCCGCAUGCCGACCAGCGCAGGCCGCCGAGCUGCUGCGUUCUGCAGCGCUGUCCGCGGUGCUGAAGGAACUGAAAAAUGCGGCCGAGGCUGCUAGCAGGGGAAAAGGUAGCGUAGGUGGUGUGGCGUACGCUAGCGCCGAUGAUGCCACCACUCGAUUGACGGCUGUGUGCCUGCUUACGCGUGCGCCGAACGAUAGCGAAGGGAACGCCGGCACAGACACGCGCGUUAGCGGCUACGUAAGUGCGCCGAUGCGCAUCACCUCCUCCGCCCAGUCGGCUGCCGGCGCCUCCAGUGUCACCUCCACUGCCGCACUGCCAUUGGUCUCACUGGCCUUCACAAGCGCUUCAGGUUGGACGGUGGCGCUGCUGCUGCGCGGCAUGCGCACCCCCUUCCUCGGCGCCCCGCUCUCCUCGAUCUUCAGUGGUGUGCAGGUGCUGGUCGAAGAGCACUUUGAAUCCGCCGUCUUUGUGAGCCUCGUGAGCGAGGCCACCGCGGCGAUGCGCAUGACGUGGAGGCGUCCCGUCACACUGCUCUCGCCGCUCAUGGCGCAGCUGGAGGCCGCCAUUCUUGAUAUCCGAGUUGGCCGACGCGGUGGCGCGGCAGCCGCAGCAGCUGCACCCACACGCACACGCGAUGUUCUCCUGUACUACUUCAAUCACAACGCGGCCGCAGCCGCCGCCGCACGCGAAAGCGCUACCGUUUCUGACUCGUCAUGUUCGCCUCCGCCCUCCCUCCUGUCGCGACGGUGCAGAGCAGCGCACGGCGACCCCACUUCAGGUGUGCUGCGCCUCCGUUGUGCACUCGGCGAAGGUGAGGCGUUUGGACUCGCCGGAUCGCAGACGGUUCACGGGGGCGGCGCCGCGGUGGAGGCCGUGCUGCAAGCAGCUGCGCGGUAUGCACAGCUGGCGGCCCGUGUGCAGCGCUGCUGCCGGGGUGCAGGGGCAAAAAGUCGCCGGCUCGGUGGUUGCGGUGCUUCCCCUCCGCCUCUGUAUGCCCAGCGCCGCUGCCAGACGGUGCACUCCGUGCUGAGCGGCAAGGACGUCACCAGAGUGGUACAGGCGGUGCCGCACUGCACCUCCUGGAGUGGUGGUGUCGCCGGGCGCGCUGCAGAGUACGCUGUCACGUACGCGGUAGUGGUGCUGGAGACGAAGACGACGCCCGAGCUGGCGCAUGACGAGUACCGCGCUUUUACAUCGUGGCUGCUGCGCAAGUGCUGCUAA